AUGAAUUUAGCUAUUUUUUAUCUGUUCUAUUCAGGUCUAUGCCAGAUAAUGGAGGUCUUUGUAAACCUGCUGAUAGUCAUCUGUUCAGGAGUGUCCUACAGUAACUCCGGGGGUUACCGGGACCUGGCCAACCUCGGGGGUCUCUACCAGUACUACUAUGGAGGACAGGCUUUCACCGGCGCCUACAAAGACAGGGUCAAGGAGCUGGACAAACUGUUCCACCAGCUCAAGCUACCUCCAUACAUCUUCAGCAUGGCCUGUAGAGGGGCUCUGAUGGUUUAUGCCUGCAUCACUCUAGGUUUAGGGGUCCUGAGAGUCCCUUACCGCUAGACCCCUAUGCUGCUGGGUGAGGCCCUGGUGAACCUCCUGAUCGGCCUGGGCUACAUCCCUGCCCUGGCCUUCUACUUCAUCAAGCUGCAGGAGACCUACGACAAGCCCAUCUGUACGGAGAAGGAAGUCCUCUACAAGAGCAAAGGGCAUCAGGGCUUUGCGUGUGCACGCAAUGGAGCAGACAUCGCUGGAGGCCUCUUCGGGGUGCUUGGAGUCACUGAUUUCAUCUUCGGAAUGGUCUUGGCCAUCUGUGCUUUCAGGGCAGUGCGUGAGAUGAAGAGACCGAGAGAAAUGGAAGAUGGUAACUUAUAACAGGUUUGCUCACCCCCCACUGUGAAUAUAAAGGAUACAAAUAUAGGGUUGAGAUCAAAUUCAGUCAAACAGCUAUAAAUAUUAGUGCAUUUUUUAUGAACUGUGAUUGAUUUGUUUU
Oncorhynchus mykiss (rainbow trout) is the source of this 760-nucleotide messenger RNA. Lineage: Eukaryota; Metazoa; Chordata; Actinopteri; Salmoniformes; Salmonidae. The record is from RefSeq and is a predicted model, not a curated record.